AUGCGUUUUCUUCCCUUUCUUUCCUUCAUCUUCCUCCGUCUUUUGCUAAAUCAUUCUGUCUAUUUUUCCUUAUUCUUUCUUCUUGUUGUCUUUUGCUUUUUAUAUUAUUUUUCCUUUUUAAGUAGCCCCCCUUGUUUUGCUAAAUCUUUCUCUCCUGUGUUUUCCGUCAAUCAUUCAAUCUCAUUCUUUCACUUUCCCUCACUCUCCCUCCCUCUUUAUCUCACCUUUUAUUUUCAUGCCUUUUUAUUAUCUCUCUUUUUAAUCUCCUAUUCUUCUUCUUCCUCUUUCUCUAGUUCUUUCUCUUCUUAUUCUUUCUCUUUUCCUCUCUCUCUUUCUUUCAAUUCAUCACACUUCCUCUUUCUGUCCCCCUUUUUCCCAUCUUUCUCCCUCUCGUUCUUUUUCAGCUCUAUUUUACUCCUCCUCGCUCUUCUUCUUUCUCUCACCAUUUCUCUCUGUCACUCUUUUUCUUUGGGUCUCAAUAUUAGUCGUUUUUUUUUAUCUCUUUCGCAUCAAUCUUUUUUUUUUAUUUCUAUUAAUAUUUCUCUUUUACUACACUAUUUUUUCGUUUCCCUUUCUUUCCCUUUACUUCAUUCAUACCUACAAGCCUCUUUCAUUUAUUUUUCAAAUAAUAUCCUUUUAUUUUCUUUGCUUUCCUUUUUUCCUUUUUUCCUUCAAUCUACAUUUUUUUAUUCUUAUUUUCCUUCUUUACCUUUCUUUGCUUUCCUUCAUUUUUUCUUUUUUUCUUUCAAUCUACAUUUUUUAUUCUUUUUUUCUUUUUUUAUCGUUUUGAGUGCUUACUUUUUUAAAUUCUUUUUUUCUUUAUUUUUCCGUGCAUUUUUACAUUCCCUUUUUUUCCUUCAAUCUACAUUUUUUUAUUCUUUCUUCCUUACUUUCAUUCUUGUUACUCUUUUUCAUUUUUAUUUACUUUGUUUAUCUCUUCUCGUUUCUUUUACAUAUACGUCCAUAUUGUCUCCUUAUGUUUCCUCUCCUUUCGAAACAUUCUGUCAAUUUCUUUUUUUUUUAUCAAACUUUUCAUUCCUUCUUUCUGUAUAUCAUUCUUUUCUUUCCUCUUUUAUUCAUUUUUUUCUUUUAUUUAUUCAUUCUUUCGUUACAAUUUUCUUUUGCUCCUUCCAUAUUUUUCUUUUUGUUAUUUAUUCAUUCUUACUAAAUGUUUUUCUUUUGUCUUUCCAUUUUACAUUACAUUUUUCUUUAGUAGUUUACAUCUUUGUUUCUAUCUCAAUUUCUUUCUUUCUUUAUCAUAUUGCUUCUUUCUUUCUUUAUUUUUUUAUUUCCGGAAUUCUUUCUUCAGAUUUUUCAUUUUUUCUUUAUUCUUUUUCAUUUUUUUUUUUUUUUUCAUUUCAGUCUUUUCUUCAUUUUCAUUUGUGUCGGGUAUUUUCAUUUCGAUUUUGGCCAACUCAUUUCUUUCCUUUCUUUCCAUUUUCUUUUUUUUUAUUAAUUCCUGCAGAUGUUUUAUUUCAUUCUUUCUUUUUCUUUAACUUUUUCUUUAUUAAUAUUUUUCUUCUUCUCCUUUUUCUUCUUCUUCUUCCGCAGCAUCAUCAUCUCUUUUACACUUUUCAUUUUAAUAAAUCUCCUUCACUAAAUUCUGCUUCAUUCCUCUUCUUCUUCUACUACUUCUUUCUUCUUCUUCCUUUUCUUCUUCUUCUUCUUCUUCUUCUUUUUCUUCUUCUUCUUCUUCUACCUUUUCUUCUUCUUUUUCUUCUUCUUCUUCCUCUUCUUCCUUUUCUACUAUUGCUUCUUCUUCCUUUUCUUCUUCUACUUCCUUUUCUUCUUCCUUUUCUUCUUCUUCUUCAUCUUCGUCUUCUCCCUUUUCUUCUUCUUCUUCGUCACUCAAUGUCACCGUCCUUUCUAUUCGUCAAACAAUCACUCCUCACCUUUCCAUAUUUAUUUCCUCCCCGCCCAAUUAAUUCUCUCCUAUUCUUUCGAAUUCUUUCUUUUCUUUUAUAA
Messenger RNA from Acanthosepion pharaonis, 1965 nucleotides. The record is from the annotation of a GenBank genome assembly. NCBI's taxonomy places the organism in Eukaryota, Metazoa, Mollusca, Cephalopoda, Sepiida, Sepiidae.